GUGUAUAUAGAGUAGAAUGACAGUGCAGCAGUAGCAGGCUAUAUCAUAUUGGUCUGACCAACCAGUACCAGUUAGGGAUUCAUCAUCACUCACCCACGAUAUGGCGGCGCCGGCGAUCACUUCUUCACCAGUCGUCAGAGUUGUCGCUCUCUGCGGUUCUCUCCGCAAAGCCUCCUACAACCGCGGUCUCCUCCGUGCUGCGAUGGAUAUAUCGAAGUCGGUCGAUGGUUUGGAGAUUGAGUAUGUUGAUAUAUCACCAUUGCCAUUUCUGAACACGGAUUUAGAAGUGGGAGGGACAUAUCCGCCGGUGGUAGAGGAUUUCCGACAGAGAAUCCUUGCUGCAGAUGCUGUGCUCUUUGCUUCGCCGGAUUAUAAUUACUCUAUCACAGGACCUCUGAAAAAUGCAAUUGAUUGGGCAUCAAGGCCGCCGAACGUUUGGGCUAAUAAAGCGGCUGCAAUGGUGAGCACAGCUGGAGGUACCCGAGGGCAACUGGCACAGUAUCAACUACGGCAGAUGGGUGUAUUCCUCGAUCUACAUUUCAUCAACAAGCCAGAGUUUUCCCUCUAUGCAUUCUCAAAUCCUCCAAAAUUCGACCAAAGUGGGAACUUGAUGGAUGAAUCAGCAAAGGAGAACUUGAAGGAGGUCCUCCUAUCUUUGCUCAAUUUCACUCUUCGACUCCAAGGCAAGAUUUAGUAAUUAAUGGAUGCAGAUAUCUCUAUAGCCAGCAAUAUAAUCACCAGGUGCGUACCUACUGCUGCAAAAUUACACUCCAUUUUUUAUGGAUUUGAAAAAAUAUUUGCCUUUGCCUUUGCUUUCGCCUGUUUUAAUUGUUGCUGCACAUUCUCCAAGUUGAAGUUGAAGGCUCACUCGCAUAUUUGAUUGGAUUGGUGGGAAUGGGAUAAUGCAAUAAAUUAAUAAUGCAUGCUUGCCCUAUUUUCAAA
This is a messenger RNA of Andrographis paniculata, 942 nucleotides long. RefSeq names its product NADPH:quinone oxidoreductase-like. The record is from RefSeq and is a predicted model, not a curated record. NCBI's taxonomy places the organism in Eukaryota, Viridiplantae, Streptophyta, Magnoliopsida, Lamiales, Acanthaceae. The transcript is spliced from 3 exons. Gene Ontology annotation, molecular function: oxidoreductase activity; FMN binding. Gene Ontology annotation, cellular component: cytosol. Bases 101 to 694 code for a protein of 197 amino acids.